AUGCUGCUCGCUGGCCGACAACCAGGUCCAUCUGCGAGCUCCUACCCCAGCCUUCCAGUCAAUAGUCGCGCGGGAGGCGGGGCGGGGAGCCCGGCCCUUCCGGGUUCCCGUACCGACCGGGGCGGAGAAGAAAGAAGGGAAUCGACGGGCUCUGAUGACGCUCGCCCCUCCGUGGCGAACCGUGAUGAUGUCAUCGAGGGCCAGCCCUUCCACGAGCGACUCUCUUCCGAGCGGCACCAGAGCAUGAGGAACUUAUGGAGGCAAUUUGGAUUCUCAAGAAUACUUUUCAAAGUGGAAACCUGUAGAAUAUCUGAAUCAGAAUCAUUGGCUCCACUUGCUUGGACAUCACAGAUACAGAAACUUAGCAGAGCACCUGGUAUUUUCUUGUUGGAUCAAAGGAGAAGAUUCUCCACCAUGACUGAAAUAGAAACAAACCAGAGAGACUCUGAAUUGUUUUCACCACCCUCUAAUGUCCGAGGAAUGACAAAACUUGAUAGAACAGCUUUUAAAAAGACAGUCACCAUCCCAGUACUUAAAGUGAGGAAAGAAAUAGUCAAUAAAUUGAUGCGAUCCCUUAAAAGGGCAGCACUGCAGCGCCCAGGCAUAAAACGUGUAAUUGAAGAUCCAGAAGAUGAAGAAAGUAGACUAGUUAUGUUGGAUCCCUAUAAAAUAUUUACUGAUGGUUCCUUUGAGAGAGCAGAACUCAGUAUUUUAAAGCAGCUUAAUGUCAGUCCACAGAUACAUAAAUAUAAUUUGGAACUCACUUAUGAAAACUUUAAGUCAGAAGAAAUCUUGAGAGCUGUGCUUCCUGAAGGUCAAGAUGUGACUUCAGGAUUUAGCAGAGUUGGACAUAUUGCCCACCUGAACCUUCGAGAUCAUCAACUACCUUUCAAGCAUUUAAUUGGUCAAGUUAUGAUUGACAAAAAUCCAGGAAUCACCUCAGCAGUAAAUAAAAUCAAUAACAUUGAUAAUACGUACCGAAAUUUCCAAAUGGAAGUGCUGUCUGGAGAGGAGAACAUGAUGACCAAGGUUCGAGAAAACGGCUACACCUAUGAAUUUGAUUUUUCGAAAGUCUAUUGGAAUCCUCGUCUCUCUACAGAACACAGUCGUAUCACAGAACUUCUCAAAUCUGGAGAUGUGCUAUUUGAUGUUUUUGCUGGGGUUGGGCCUUUUGCCAUUCCAGUAGCAAAGAAAAAUUGCACUGUAUUUGCUAAUGAUCUCAAUCCUGAAUCCCAUAAAUGGCUAUUGCACAAUUGUAAAUUAAACAAAGUGGACCAAAAGGUGAAAGUCUUUAACUUGGAUGGGAAAGACUUCCUUCAAGGACCAGUCAGAGAAGAGUUAAUGCAGCAGCUGGGACCACUGUCAAAAGAAAGAAAACACUCUGUGCACAUUGUCAUGAACUUGCCAGCAAAGGCUAUUGAAUUUCUCAGUGUUUUCAAAUUGCUUUUAGAUGGGCCGCCAUGUGGCAUUGAGCUCCUUCCCAUAGUGCACUGUUACAGCUUUUCCAAAGACCCUAAUCCUGCUAAGGAUGUUCAGCAGCGAGCUGGGGCUGUGUUAGGCAUUUCCUUGGAGGCAUGCAGUUCAGUUCACCUAGUAAGAAAUGUAGCCCCUAACAAGGAAAUGUUAUGUAUCACCUUUCGGAUUCCUGCUGCUGUGCUCUACAAGAACCAGACCCUAACUCUAGAGAAUCAGGACGACCCACCUCUUAAACGCCAGAAGACAGAUAAAGUCUUUUCAGAAGAAAAAACUCAAAUUGCUUCAGUCACUUCAUUGGAAAUGUCUUCUCCAUCUCCCCAUUAGACCUUUAUGUAAUAAAAUAUAAUGAUUUCAUAAAA
Messenger RNA from Panthera uncia (snow leopard), 1835 nucleotides. It is a transcript of the gene TRMT5, whose product is annotated as tRNA methyltransferase 5. Gene Ontology annotation, cellular component: cytoplasm; mitochondrial matrix. NCBI's taxonomy places the organism in Eukaryota, Metazoa, Chordata, Mammalia, Carnivora, Felidae. Gene Ontology annotation, biological process: mitochondrial tRNA methylation; tRNA N1-guanine methylation. The record is from RefSeq and is a predicted model, not a curated record. The transcript is spliced from 5 exons. The coding region runs from base 1 to 1800 and encodes 599 amino acids.